This is a messenger RNA of Vespa velutina, 3502 nucleotides long. RefSeq names its product protein lethal(2)denticleless (gene l(2)dtl). Lineage: Eukaryota; Metazoa; Arthropoda; Insecta; Hymenoptera; Vespidae. Gene Ontology annotation, molecular function: protein-macromolecule adaptor activity; protein binding. Gene Ontology annotation, cellular component: nucleus. The record is from RefSeq and is a predicted model, not a curated record. Gene Ontology annotation, biological process: mitotic G2 DNA damage checkpoint signaling; proteasome-mediated ubiquitin-dependent protein catabolic process. The coding region runs from base 336 to 2342 and encodes 668 amino acids. The transcript has 8 exons.
AAACAGAGAGAGAAACUAAACGAAAACGCUUUUUGUAUCAAUUUAAGCAACGUUUACAAAUUUAUUUGAUCACUUCAAAAUCAAAGUUAGAGGCUAGUUUAGAAAUAUAAAAAAUUUUAUAUUGUAUGAAGAAAUAAAUGUUAUAUUAAUGACAUUCAUAGAAAUAUUGUGAAUGUAAAUAUUAAUUACCUUAUCAAAUAUAUAUAAUAAUCGUUACAUGAGUAUUCAUCAAAUUUGCAAAGAGAAGUAACUAGUUUUCGCGCGUAGAAUAUUAGACAUAUGAAUUAUUGUAUAACGAUAUAAUUAAUAAAACGUUUGAUUAAUGCAAGAUAAAAAUGAGCUUAGUGCACUCUAUUACGAGGCGUCAAGAGGGGUUUGAAUUUAUACGUGAUUAUGACGUAGCGUUAUAUCGUUUAAAAUGCUAUCAUAAUGAUGUAUAUCGUGGAAUAUCGCCAAGUACAAAUGCUCCAGAUUAUAAUCCAGAACCACCAGUUUUUGCUUGCCGUUUUUGUACCAAGGAAAAUAAUGAACAAAUACUUGCCUUAGCAAAUGAAGAUGGAAAAAUAGCUUUACAAGAUAUAAGUAUUAAGGGAAACCAUGAUAAACCAUUAGAAGGAACUCAGGCACAUUUUAAUGCAAUUUUUGAUAUUGCAUGGAUGCCUGGUGAAUUAAAGUUGGUAACAGCGUCAGGAGAUCACACGGCAAAAUUGUGGGAUGUAUCCAGAUCCGAAAUUAAACAAAUUGAAUAUUUUCAUGCUCAUACACGUAGUGUAAAAACAGCAGUAUUUCGUCAUCAAGAUAAAGCUGUCUUUGCCACAGGAGCUCGUGAUGGAAGUAUAAUGAUUUGGGAUAUAAGAGCAAAUCAUAGUGAUCAGCCUAAAGCAGAUAAUUGUAUAUCUAAUGCACAUAGUAGCAUAUCUUCAAAUAAUAAUAGACAUCGUAAAACUCUCAAUCACACGUCUUGUACGCAAAGUAUAACCAGUCUUGCUUUUCAAGAUGAUUUUUCAUUAUUAUCAUGUGCUGCUGGGGAUGGGGUAAUUAAAGUCUGGGAUUUAAGAAAAAAUUAUACUGUUCACAAAAAAGAUCCAUUGGCUAAACAUACAAUGAAUUAUGCAGGAAGUAGUACAAGAAAUGGAUUUUCUUCAUUGUUAGUAUGUCCAGCUAGAAUUACAUUGUAUGCUAGUUGUAUGGACAAUAUCAUAUAUGCGUAUAAUAUAUCUUCUUAUAAUCCAAAACCAGUUGCAGAGUUUUAUGGACAUCAAAAUCGUACCUAUUAUGUAAAAACCUGUUUAAGCCCUGAUGGAAGAUACCUGGCUAGUGGUUCUAGUGAUGAGCUUGCAUACAUUUGGCAUACUAAACGAUCUGGUGGACCAAUAAUUAAACUUUCUGGUCAUACAGAAGAAGUUACUUGCAUUGCAUGGUGCACUGUUGGGGAAACCAAGAUAGUGACUUGUUCGGAUGAUUCGUGCCAUAGAAUAUGGAGAAUUGGACUUGAGCAUAAAAUAGAUAAUGAAGAAUUAGAAGUAAGAGGUAAAGCAGAAACUGUCUCCAGUGCAAACUCCUUAGAAAAUUUGAAAAUGGAAACAACACCAACUACUUUCCGGCGAUAUGCAUUAACGCAAGAACAUACACCUGGAUCUGAUAAAACACCAAAUAGUACACCAGGAUCUAACGAUAUAGAUAAUCAAUCAAGAGAUUUGUAUAAACAAAGUAAUAGUAAUAGUUUUAAGAGAACUUAUUCACAAAUGAUAACUGAAGAAUCACAAUCUGAUGGAAAAUUUAAAACAAUUUUAUCUCCUAUACACGAAAAUUUAGAAAUGAUAAUAAAACGUGCACACAUAGAAAAUCGUGGUGCUAGAAGGCUUUUCAGUCAAAAGACUGACACAACUACUAUAUGCGAUAAGAGUUAUGACUACGAUAAACCAAGCACAAGUUCAUAUGUUCCAGAAUUUAAAAAUAUUGCUUUAGAAACAAAUAAUACAUCAAUUCCUUUUUCACCUACAUCAAAUCUGCCAAAUUUUGUGAUAGAUGGAACGGCACCUCAUCUACUUCAAAUGUCUCCUGAGAAAUACAAGGAAAAUGUUGACUGGUUAACAAAAAUACGAGAGAAAUAUAAAGAACAGAAAACUAAAAUAUCCUCAGAAAAACUGUCUAGUCCUAAAACAAGUAUACCUGUACGUAGAAGUAGUAGAUCAAAAUCAAUGGAACCUUUAAAAGGAUGCAAAACUUCUACAUCUCUUGCUCCAUCUUUACUCGAUUUCUUUAAAAUUAAUAAUAAGGAUUGUGAUAAAAAUAUUUGUUCAGAAAACUCAAAUACUCUUUCUUUGCCAUCUAUAUCAUGAAAGUAAUAACAUGGUGUAACAUUAAACAGUAACAAUUUGUAUCCAUUAUCAUGUAACAAACGGUUUGAUACAUCAUCUUUGAAAUAUGAUCAAGGAUACAUGAAAGGAAAUUAAGCGCGCUUAGUAUUGUUUUUAAUACUGUACCUUAUAAAACAGUAUUCCUUUUGAAGUUUGUAUUAAAAGUCUAGGUAACUAAUUUAAGGUAAUCUUUUUUAGUGUAAUUGCUAUUUUUAUAAAUAUCUAUAAGAAUAGUUUUGAUAAUUGAUUAUUUCAAAUGGAAAGAUAUUAAUGCUACAAAUGAACUAUUUUUUACUUAUAUUAAUAAUUUUAUAAAAUAUUUAUUAUAGAGAGAGAAGAAAUAUGAUGUGCCUUAUAAACAGGUGGAAAAAAAAAUUUAAAAAUGAUUUAUAUUAGCAGUAUUAUCUAUUUAGUGUAUUGAUAUUUUUCUUAUCAGAACAAAAUAUUUUUAUACAUUGCGGAAGUAAUUUCAUUCUAAUUGCCGUUAAUUCGAAUUCUUCGUUAUCAAUAUAAAAUACUCGUUCAUCAUUCUGUAAAAAAAAACAUUAUAAAUAGAUUUUAAUACAUUGAAAGUACUGUGAAAGUGAACUUAGAAAUAAUAAAUUUCCUUAGAAAAAAAAAAAAAAAAAAAAAAAAAGAAUUAUUUACCUUUUCAGGAUACAAUUCAAUAUCCUUUGCUUCAAAUGAGGAAUUUAUUAAGGUUCUACUUCCAUUUAUUCUCCUCCAACCUUCAUUAACAAAUGAUAUAUAAUCUAUAUCUUUUGGACCUACACAUGUAAAUAAUAUUAAAUAUUAUUAUAUAAUAACUUUGUUAAAUAGUUUCUUUGUUAUUGUUUUGUAUUACCUAAUUGUAUUUUUAACGAAGAAUGGUUGUGAAGUUCGGCGUUAUCUAUAGUUGAAGUUUUUAUAUAUAAAUCAGUUGUUGAAAUAGGAAUUUCAUAAAAAACGCCACAAUUUUCAUUUGUUAUUUUGCUGUAGUCAAUUACCAUGUCUGCAAAAUUAAAAAUAUAUUUAAGCAAUAUCCUUAGGACCAAAAAUCAUAAUACAAUAAUUAAUCUCUCUUAUAUAGUAUUAUUAAUGUUUACUCAGAAGAAUCGUGAUAUUUAUUAUUGAUAUAUAAAUAAAAACAGAAUAUAUAUGCA